GGUCAGGUGCUCGAUUGCCUUCUGCUAAGAAUCGUAGAUAGUUGGUAUUCGCCUCGCUCGUUGGAUUUAACAGUGUUAAUCAAAUUGUUUUGUUUUUUUUUUCAAAAGAAUUUAUUAUCAUGACAGUACCACGUCGUACAUUAAUUUUAACUUUUUUAAUUAUAGUAUUGUGUAAUAUUUUUACGGCAAGGUGUAAUAUUUUUUCGGGCGAUGCAGUACCUGUAUUAUUAUGGGGUAUCACACCCGAAUUUGAUUCUCGUCCAAGCGCAGUCAAUCCACUUUCGAAAACCUCUCAAGCGGAAUUUAAUCAAAUUUUGAAUAGUAAAAUAGAUAAUUCACGACCACCACUUCUUGUUUUUGUGAAAGAUAGUUUAUGUGUUGAAGAUCUAACCCAACACAAGGAAGAUCUUCGACAAGUGACAAACAGAAGUCUAUUGGCUUAUUUAUCUGCAGUUGAAUCUCCCCUUUCUGUAUUCGAAGAUUUUCCAUCAUAUAAUCAAAGUUAUGAUGAUAAUGUAGACUCUUUAUCGGAUGGCCAAUUGUUAAUUAAGCCAAUCACAACUUUAGAUGUUAUUUCUGAAAUAUAUAGAAAUAUCAAAGAUACUACACCAAAUUUAAUUGCCGCACUUACAGGAAGAUCUUGCGGUUAUAGUCGUUCUGAACGUACAAGAAGAGCAAACGUAGAAAAUAAUUCUGAUACAUAUAAAGAUUCUAGUCCAAAUGCUCCAGUUUCUACAUACAAUAAUGAUUGUAAUGCCAGUAUCAAUUCUAAUGAGUUCAUUGUCAGAGGAGAAAGAGUACUUUUAUAUGGAAGUCAGUCUCCACUUAUAAAGACUAAGGACAUGGAUUUCAAAAACUUUUCCAAGGUAACAUUGUGCAAAGAAAGUUUUGAUCAAACUUCUAAAAAUAUUGAUUUAGAUUUAAUAUUUAAUGGAAUUGAUACUAAAACAUCUGAGGUAGCCCUUCAAUUUAACAUUAAAAAUCCAUCAUCUGGUUAUUAUUCUAUAAAAAGUAUAACUUAUAAACCAAAUAAUAUGAAUCCUGAGGUAUUAACGCCUGAAUUAGAUAUAGUAUUUCCAUUUAAUUUUUCUUAUCAUUGCUCAAACGAGAUAAUAUUUUUAAAAAAUACCACUAUAUUAAAAAUCCCAAAUAUGCAAAUACAAAUUGAUGCAAAGAAAUUUGGAGAUGCAUAUGACUGUGUUAAUUUUACUACAAUUCCGAUCUGGACAGGAAUUUUUGUUACUACCAUAUUAGGUUCAAUUAUGAUUUGGGCAUUCACAAUGAUUAUUGAUAUUCGUACUAUGGAUAGAUUUGAUGAUCCAAAAGGUAAAACUAUUACUAUUUCUGCCCAAGAAUAAGAUUAAAUAUAACGAAUAGAUAUUUAUAUAAUAUAAAUUGUAAGUAAAAAUGUGUUAGGAUAUAUUAAAAAUAUGAAAGUGUGUCAUAAUGUACUAUUACAUUGUUAUGAUUUAGCAUGAUUUCACAAUUUUGGCAAUAUAUAAUAUCCUCUUAUGCAAAACUUCGUCUAUGAAAAAUUAUAUACGGACUGUGUUUCAUAUAUUUAUCUAGUAUUAGCAAAAUCAAAAUGUAAACGAAAUUUAUCUUACAGAAAUCUAUAUACCAUUCCACUUGUAUAAUAAUAUAUCAUUUACAGUAUUUAUAUCUUUAAUGAUAAUGAAUAAUAAUGUUUGAAAAAUAUAAUAGAUAUGCACAUUAUAUAUCAGAUAGAAAAGAUCUGUAAAUUAUUAAAUAAAAAAAUUUAAUUUAUAGCUUGUUUCAACUAAUAUAAAAUAUAUUGCACAGUGAUAGUGAACUUUUUGAAGAUUUGUCAUAGACCGCAUAUUUACAUAUUUUUGUUACAUAUAUUAAUGAACAGUCUAAUAUCUUGUAAAAUAAAUUAUAAAUGUCUUGUUGAAAUUUACAAUUUCCAAAAAAAAAAAAAAAGUUGUUAGUAAUCUAUAAAGUAUUUUAGCGUAAAAUGUUGUUUAUUUGUACAAUUUUCUUUGUCAUAAAUGACUUUUAUUUUAUUAGAAAAAUGUAAAAUAUAUAUAUGUAUAUAUAAUAAUAAAGUCAUUAAAUUGUAA
This is a messenger RNA of Vespa crabro (European hornet), 2084 nucleotides long. RefSeq names its product V-type proton ATPase subunit S1 (gene VhaAC45). The record is from RefSeq and is a predicted model, not a curated record. Bases 120 to 1358 code for a protein of 412 amino acids. The transcript has 3 exons. Gene Ontology annotation, cellular component: proton-transporting V-type ATPase complex. NCBI's taxonomy places the organism in Eukaryota, Metazoa, Arthropoda, Insecta, Hymenoptera, Vespidae.